AGUAACUACCUUGUGUUUAUGGCAGAGCUGUUCUGGUGGUGUGAAGUGGUCAAACCCUCUUUUGUUCAGCCUCGAACACUUGAAACCAAAGUAUCUGACCCAGUCCAGUCAACAAAAAUGGCUCCAAUAACCAAACACAACCUGAUCCACAGGCCAACCAGCCCUGACCAGCAAAGGUCUCAACCAGACACUGCCAAAUCAGCAGUGAUAAAGAGGUCCAACUCUCUGUCAUACGUGGAUGGGUGUGUGGGGACGUGGCCCAAAGAGAAACGGUCUUCAGCCCAUGGUAUCUCAUUUGAAAUUCCAUUUGAUGAUGAUGUGGCUUGCCCGUCAGGUCGUGGGCUAAGUCGGUCUUCAAGCUCAGAUGGCCUGGGGUUCAAAGUUCACCAAGCGGCACGGGGCAUGCGCAGGAACCUCUCCUUCCAACCCGUUAAUGGGAGCACUCACCCGUUGCAUGAGGAAGGAGAUGAUGAAGCAGCAUCACGCAACUGUUCCAUGAGGCCUCGUGUUAGGACUGAAUCUAGGUAUUCUAAUGGUAUACUUCCGGAGGACUCUGGUCCCCAGCCUCUGACCCCCACUAUGGAGGAAGCUCUAAAGAUCAUACAUGACUCUGAGCGUCCCCACAGCAGCCUACAGCCCCCUGGUGGGGAAAUUGCCUUCUUCCUGCAUAGCCCUGACUCCUGUGACCAUGGUGCCACUGACCCUAACUCCAGCACGCAAGAACCUGAGGACAGUCUGUCUAAGGCCCGUGCCGACGACGCAGAGCUAAACUCCACGUCCACAGAAAUAGACACGGGAAUUCACGUGCGCACAGAGGACAUUCAGGAUGGGCAAGAUGAAGACUCGUCCUUGAAGGACUACUCUGACAUGGACCAAGACUACGAGGCACGUUCAUGUCCAUUACCUGACACUGGCGGUGGUUUUAGCCCUGUGCCGAGCCUGCUGGGGGCUCGCUCGCUGGCCACAAGCUCCACCUCUUCCAUUGGCUCUGCUUCUGCAGUGCGCAUGACCAGCUUUGCUGAGCAGAAGUUCCGCAAGCUGAACCAUGCCGAUGGCCGGAGUGGCGGGAACACUCCAGAAAGUGACAUAGGCAUUUCCCCCAAUGCAGCAAUGGCAAGGUCCGUUACGCCUGAUGCCCGAAGUCCCGGUCGGGUCACCUCGCCCCGCGACCCAUCCAGCUUGUUGGUGUCAGAGAUGGUACAACUGAAGAUGAAGCUGGAGGAGAAGCGGCGAGCCAUAGAAGCCCAGAAGAAGAAAGUGGAAGCUGCCUUCACACGUCACCGGCAACGGAUGGGCCGCACGGCCUUCCUCAAUGUUGUCCGCCGCAAAGGAGCCACUUCGCCACUAGGAGGUGACACCAGUAGUGGUGGUAGUCCUGAUGAAGGUGAAAAGAAAAGCACAGAGGCAAGAAUUUUGAAAUAUGAUGAGAGCGGUUCGAGAUUAGAGAGGUGCAAGCCGGACGGGGCACCCCUGAGAUCGACGCUGGAGGAGGGAGGAGCUGCAGAGGUGGCGGAUUUAUCAGAAUACACACGAUCCAUUGAGCGUCUGAACACAUCUCUGAGUUUCUUGCAGACGGAGAUGCAGCGGCUGGCACAGCAGCAGGAGCGCAUCAUGCGCCUUCGAGACCAACAAAGCUGGGUGAUCUCCCCUCCACACACGCAGCCGCAAUCGCAAAUGCAGCCAUCGCCAAGGAAACACCCACUGCGUAGCAGUAGUGCUGUGGGCCGUGGAUCCGUGGGCUCCCUGUCCCCAAACCUUUCCUCCACAGGGUCGCCUCGAACCACCCAACGCUCACCUGCCCCUAUAAAACGUAAGUCAGCUUCAUUCCAUGCUCGGACACCCCGUACCCCGCGGCCCAACGAGCUGAAGGUCACUCCCUUUAGCCGGAUGCUGAACACACCACAGUCAGUAGACAGUCUUCCCAGGCUGCGGCGAUUCUCUCCAAGCCAAACACAAACUAGCUCAUUCGCGUACCUGGGACACGAUGAGGGACCUACAAACAAAGACCGUGCAAAUAAAGAGAGGAAAGCAGUGCCACAGGCUAAAGACGAGCAACCUGAAGCAAACACUGAUGCAGACGAGAUCGCAGCAAACACUCUGUCCAGUCAAGCGAAAGAGAGAGAGGAGGAGGUGAAGGAGGAGAGAAAAGAUAAAAAGAUGGGUGAGGCAGGGUCAGCUGAGGAAGCCAGAUUCGUUAAGGCAAUGACAGUGUCACAGGUUCACUCUCGGCCAGUAACAGAGAGCUUGGCAGGGACGACGGAGGCAGGCCCAGUGGAGGCUCAUGUCCAGGGUAAGAAGGAUCUGAUCGAGGUGCCCCUCUCUGUGCUGAAGCCUCUCGAUGACGAGAAAGUAACAGAGAGUGGGACGGACGCACAAGAUCCAGAUCAGAAGAUGUGUUGUGGAUUCUUCUACAGGGAUGACCAGAAAGGUGAGGAAGACAUUGCGCAGAAGAGGGCGGCUCUGCUGGAGAAGAGGCUGAGGAGAGAGAAAGAGACGCAGAUGAAAAAACAACAGCAGGAGCAAGAGAUGGAGCAGAAGAAGGAAGUGGCAAAAUUGAAAGCAGAGGAGGAACGUCAGAAGAAAGAGGAAGAGAAGGCGAGACGAGAGUUUAUCAAAAAUGAAUAUUUGAGGAGGAAGCAGCUGAAACUGAUGGAGGACAUGGACAGUGUCAUCAGGCCCCGCACCCCAAGCGUCAAGCAAAAGAAGCCCCGGCCCAAGUCUAUGCACAGAGACAUUAUGGAGUCUCCCAAACCCCCUACACGGACAAACACAGGAUCUCGACCUCGCGGAUUCUCUGUCUCCAGCAUAUCACUUGCCUCACUUAACCUGGCGGACAAUGAGAGUGUCCAGUCAGACAAGAGAACGUCCAGGCCAGAAUCUGCAGAAGGUCAGUUGUCUCCAUGUCCGUCAGUAAACAGGAAUGGGGAGAACUGGGAGAAUGAAUCAACGACAUCAUCAGCAGCAUCCAACACAGAAUACACAGGGCCGAAACUUUACAAGGAGCCCAGUGCCAAGUCUAACAAGUACAUCAUCCAGAACGCUCUGGCCCACUGCUGCCUGGCAGGCAAAGUCAACGAGGGACAGAAGAACAAGAUACUGGAGGAAAUGGAGAAGACGGAAUCUAACAACUUCCUGAUCCUGUUCCGGGAUUCGGGUUGCCAGUUCCGUGCGCUCUACACGUACUACCCGGAGACACAGGAGAUCAGCAAGCUGGCAGGCAUUGGCCCGAAAGCCAUCACGCCUAAGAUGAUCGAGAACUUGUACAAAUACAGCUCAGAUAAGAAGCAGUUCUGCCACAUCCCUGCCAAGACCAUGUCCGCUAGCAUCGACGCCAUCACCAUCUACAGCCACCUCUGGCAGUACAAGAAACAGAGUACGCCCAAAAAACUGCUCAAAUGAGCCCCGCAGAGAGCAACCAGACACUCACUACACACCUCACUGGAGUUCCGAUGAGGAUUUUGGACACUUUUGCGCCAUCAUCGUUUAGCUUGUUCCUCCAAGAGUGACAGGAAUUACAGGAUUACGGAAGAGUUCCAAUGUUACGCACAGCUUGAAUGUCAAGAUUAAAAGAUGGAUUUUGAGGUCCAUGUCAUGCAGCGAACAUAACGUCAAUAUUAGCUGGCACACAUGGUUCAUCUGUCUGCAUGUGGUGUGUGCGUGUGUGUGUGUGUACACGUGUGUGUAUGUGUGCGUGUGCCAAAUAUAAAGGUUGUAGCAUUUGUUCCUGAGAAACAAAAAAGCAGCAUAGGUUGCUCACCUUUGUUCUUAUUUUAAACACUUUAAACUUUCGUGGCCUUACGCUUGUCUUGUUUCAACAUUUAUGCCUGCUUUUUAAUGACCCACAGUGCACUCUUGAGUUUUAUGAACAAGCCAAUGAUUUAUUUAGGGCUAAUUGAGAUUUGUGCACAUGAUCAUGAGACAGAGAAGAUAUGUUGAGGCCUAUUUUUCAGAUAUGAAGUAGCCUGGGUCUAAAUUGCAAUGCCAAUGUUAUUUCAUCAUUAAACAGCCUGUGUAGUCUAUGCUGAGGGAACAGCCCAGACACCAGAGCUACGUUCACAUUACAAACCUUAAUUAAUUCAGAUUUAUUGCUCAUAUGCAAUCUUUCUGCCUUGUCAGUUAACAUUCCCAUGUUUAAGUGACCCAUAUCUGUGCCCUGAAAAGAACUGCAUGCACACAUCCUAAUCAACUUCGCAAGAAUCAAACCUCAUGAACAAACUAGAAGUACAAGCCUUUUAUCACAAACAGUAUUUGCUCUGAACAGCUCUCAGCUGUUCAUGAUUAGGACGAGAUGCAUUAAAGUCAACCUGAAAUCGAAACUGACUUUCUUUUCCCCUGUUUACUAUUAAAAGACAAAAUUCAAAAUCUUCCUUCAAAAUGCACUGACGUCUACCCUCCUUGAAAAUGUUUUCUGAGUUUUGCUUAUGUCAACAUGCACCAUCAGGCCUGGACAAAUAAUAUCAACUGCUCCCACCACACCCACCUAUCAUCAAAUGAAAACACUAGUGCGGAGACCCCUAAUACCACUUAAUAUCACUCAGAAGUAUGUCACAAACUAAAUAUAGUAUGAUUCCUGAUUCACCUUGGCUUCGGUGCUUUUUCAUUGUUCUCAUUAGGAUGGACCACAAAUCCAAUCUAGGACCAUAUAUGAAAGGCUGCGUUCAGACUACAGGUAAAAUUGGUCUUAAAUCUAAUCUUUUACUCUUAUAUGUUUCAUAUGUGUAUUUUGUAUAUCAGUGUGUACAGCAAAAAAUACAAUGAAUCUGAUGUUUCCAGUUCAAAUUUGGGCCACUUUCAUAUGUGGUACUGAAAUCUGAUGCAUAUACAGUAUAAAGCAAUGUAACCUCUAUCUGAACAGUCAGAUUGGAAUUGAUGUGACUUUUCCGUUAAUCUAUCUCAAUCCUCAUCAUAAUUUCGUGUUCACUAAAACAGGCCCAUGAUGGCAACAUCAUCAAAACAUCUAUUCCUAUAGUUACACUUCACAUCUUUAGUUUUGGAGGAUGAGCGAGGUGAGCGUGGGCAUUGUAAACAAAUACACACGGUGCUUUCUAAAUCAAACAAACAGAACCAAACCAACCAAACAAAACCAGAUUUGAGCAGUAAAUCGGAUUCGGGCCACUUUUAGCUGCAGUCUGAAUGUAGCCAAAGUGACUCAGAUCUUUUAAACAAUUACACUACUCUGAAAACAUCGGAUCCGGGAUUAUAAUGAUUGAUGAUUCAAAAUUGGAUUUGUGCCACCUUUCACAUGUUCUUCUAGAUCAGAUACAUAUCUGAUAUAUGGCUGUACUGAAAACAUUUGGAUUGGAAUAGAUGAAGUACUACGACCGUUGUCCUUAUCCAGUGUCAACUAAAAAGGGCUAAUGAUGAAUAAAUGUAUACAUGCAGACUCAGUUAUUCACACUAGAGACAAAGACGGGUCUCUUAGGCUUCAUUUACUUUUCAGGGCAAAUCAGAUUUGUUUCUUGUAUCUGACUUUAUUGACCGCGUCUUUCAAGUUAUAAGUGACCAAAUCUGAUUUGUACAUUCAGGCUGUAGUUGCAUUUGUUCACAUUGGUUGUGACACAUGCUGACUAACACCUAACACUGAUAACUAGCUGUUAGACAUCUGUUCACAACAGAUCUACAGAGUAAAAAAUGUUCCCUAAAUUGCUGCCAAAACCUUCUGCUCUCCCUGUUUAAUCUGUUAUAUGUGAAUAUGCACAGCUGCCUUUCUUGAUGUACAUUCUGACAUCUGAACAGCCUCACUCAAAAAAAACGCAUGAAAUCCGUCUGAACCGUCUAACUGAGUCACACAUCCAGAAAUCAGAUUUGAUGCCGCCUACAAAUGUGGCUUGAAUUCGAUUUGAAAAAGUCUGUUUUCGUGUGGCUUUUUUGCUGUUCAGAUGCAGAAAAUCUAAUUUGAGCUGCUUGCCUGAACAAGACCUUAUAAACUUGAAGCGCUCAAGCAGACAGAUCGGAUCUGAGCAAAACAUCAGAAUAAUGUAAUGUGUACUGAAAUGUGAACGUAGCCUAAUUUCAGUUUUAAGAAGGUCACAUGUUUAUGAAUUGUUAUUUUUGUCUUACUCUAUGAAUUUAUUUAUAUUUUGAUAAAUAUCAUAAUUUCCCUGACAGUGGUGCAUAUGACUAUGAGCAGUGUAUGUAUGUGUGUGUAUAUAAUGGCUAUCAUGUUGAGCUGAAAGCAGAAAUCCUUUGUCUGGCUUCUACAUGUUGUCCUGUGGCCUUUCGUCAUUUUAAGGAAAUCAGCACGGACCUAACAGUUUCAGCUGCUGGACUGUAACACUACAUCAUUCACGUGAACCUCGCCAUGAUUGUGUAACAGUCUCCGAAGUGUUAACGUUAACGUAAAGUAUGUUUAAAACAUACUGGUAACCUUCUUUUAGAAACACAGUGCAGUUCAGCUGCCAGUUGCAGUAGUUUACAUUGACAAGUUAGUAUUAAAACCAGAGCGUAUAAUUAUUGAAUAUAAUAUUACGAUGCUUCCGUAUAGAUGCUGCCUAUAUUGUUGCGAAGUAACCUGCUUAUUCAUAUUAAGUAUAAACGACAUUUCCAGGAGCUGUUACAUUUUUACAGGCUUUUUUGUCUGAUAACACUAUUUUUUUCUUUCUUCAGGUUCAAAUGAACUGAAAGAUGUUUUUAUUUUUAUUAGCUGAAGAAAUUCAUCCAUCAGAUUUAUUAAAAGCUGUAUAUAUAUAGUUUUACAUGUUAAGCAUAUUUUUAAAGCCAUUGAUUAUUAAUGAUAUUUUUCAUAUGAACAAGGAAAUGCUUUAAACUUGCAAAGUGUUAUGAGUAAAUGUUGCUAGUGUUGGCUGUGGAAGAAGCUACAGUGCAAUGAGAGUACAGUGUUGAACAUCUGAACGUUUUCUUUUAUUCAGUUCAGUUCACUACAUCUCCUCUUCUGUCGUCUAUGCGUAUUUAUCAUUGCCUAUGUGCUGUAUGUCGCGUCCUAUCUGAAUAUCUGUUAACCUUUAGGCCUACACAAAUACAGAUUUUCAUCCAAACAUU
Colossoma macropomum (tambaqui) is the source of this 6999-nucleotide messenger RNA. RefSeq names its product calmodulin-regulated spectrin-associated protein 2-like. NCBI's taxonomy places the organism in Eukaryota, Metazoa, Chordata, Actinopteri, Characiformes, Serrasalmidae. Gene Ontology annotation, molecular function: calmodulin binding; spectrin binding; microtubule minus-end binding. Gene Ontology annotation, cellular component: microtubule minus-end. Gene Ontology annotation, biological process: cytoplasmic microtubule organization; neuron projection development; negative regulation of microtubule depolymerization. The record is from RefSeq and is a predicted model, not a curated record.